Molecule: messenger RNA, 4805 nt
Organism: Sarcophilus harrisii (Tasmanian devil)
Lineage: Eukaryota; Metazoa; Chordata; Mammalia; Dasyuromorphia; Dasyuridae
Gene: PPP2R2B
Product: protein phosphatase 2 regulatory subunit Bbeta
Exons: 6
Coding region: 2211-3125 (304 amino acids)
Biological process (GO): peptidyl-serine dephosphorylation
Cellular component (GO): protein phosphatase type 2A complex; cytosol
Molecular function (GO): protein binding; protein phosphatase regulator activity
Source: RefSeq, a predicted model, not a curated record
AUACAAAAUCAAAAUAGUCUCUAAUCUCAAAGAAUUAAUAGUCAACUGGAAUGUUAUAACAUGUAAGGAAAUACAGAAUAUAUACAAAUGUUUUUUUUUAUUAUUAUUAGGGUAAGAGGACCAAUAACUUGGGAAAUUUAGAAAAUUCUCUUGAAACAAGAAGUGAAUAAGCUGAACCUUGAAAUUGAACAGGAUUCCAAAGACACAAAGAUGGAGGAAGGACAUUCCAGGCAAUUUAGACAACCUGAGCAAAGGCAUGAGAUGGAAUGCAUUGUAUGAGAAAUAGCUAGUAGGUCAAUAUAGUUGGAGUUCAGGGUGCAUAAGGGGAAGUAAUAGAUAACCAGUCUGAAAGGAUAUAAUUGAGCCAGGUUGGGAAGAGCUUUUCAUCCCAGAAAAUUUGGCAUUUUAUCCUAAAAGCAAUAGGAAUAUUUCCUAUCAAUCCUGAGACUUCUUGAGCUUCAUGAUCAGAUUUGAUCAGUAACAUGACCAGACUUCAAGGGUUGAGGUGAGAAAUGAAUGAGAGGUGAAAAAAAAGUAGAGUCACUGGUCAUAGACAGCCAUUUCCAGGAGGUUAAUUGUAAAAGAGAAGAAAAUAUAGGACAAUAACUUAAAGGAUGGGAAAAUCUGGGUGUGCUUGUAGGUAUCCGGAAAGAAAUCUAUGCAUAAGGAGAAAUUUAAGAGUAAAGGAUGAUGAAGGGAUGAGCUUCUAGAACAGACAGGAGAGCUAAUCAAAAGCACCAAGUCGAUGAAUAUGGCUGAGAGGAAAAGGUCUAUCCUAAAAGGCAAUUUAUAAUUGCCUAAAUAGCAAUAUAAUGGAGGCUUUAGAGGACACAGUGGAAAAGGCGGGUAAAGUGAGGAUCACAUGUGGGAUGGGACUGACAUGAAUGGGUAUGAAGGAAUAAGAAGUGGGAGCAAAGGCAAUGGAGCUUCUCCAUUGGCUUUGAUAAAGGCAAAGACUACCUAUUCUCUGAGACUGAAGUGAUUUAAGAUGGGAAAUUGGAGAGAAGAAGCAUUUUAAUUGAUCUCAAUUUUUUCAGUGAUAUGAGACAAUCCUUCCUCUGAAAGGAUUAGAGAGGAUUAGAAUAUAUUCAGAAGGUUUAAGGAAAGAAUAGAAGGCUGGGAACAGUUGCUUAGGUGGGUAAGAUAAACUUUUUUAGGAAAGAAUGUAAAGAGAGAUGGUAGCAGUGAGGGCCAAGUUGAAAUUAGAUUGUACAACUUUGCAUUGGACUAAAUCAGUAUACUUGCAUGAGUUCCUCCAGCAAGGUUCUGUAGCACCCCAGCUUAAGAGAAAAGAGCUGAUAAUGGGAGAUGUGCAGAAUUAGGUUUAAAAAAAGAAGAGUGGUGACAGAAAAUUCAUCCUAAGAGGACAAGGGAUUCAAAGAAUCUUAUCUUCAGAAGGAAAAGUUAAGCUGGUUUAUUAAAGGAUCGCUGAUUUUGCAGGGAAGAAAGUUUUCUGUUCUUUAUCUUGGAAAUAUUGUGCUUGCUUAUAUUUGUCAUAUUCAGAUUAGCAAAAAAUUAAAACUGGGGGAGAGGUUAUAGCUGGGAUAUUAGCUUGUGAAAACAGAGAGAGGCAAGGUUUCUUUAGUAAGAUUAAAGACUAAAUUUCAGAAGGAUGAUACCUAAGAUAAAGUGUAUAGAAAGGAGAUUAUUUAUAGUCUCAUAGAAGAGUUUCAGAGUUAUGAGCUAUUGAUAUCAAAUACUGAUGGUUGGUCAUGAGAUUUUAAGGAUAACAUUUCCUGUGCUGAUUUGAAAGAAAAGUACAGAUGAUAAAAAACUGAGGAGCUCAAUGAAUAGGUAAGCAAGGGUGUUUGAAUGGACAUCAGCAUAUAUUUGAAGUCUCCAUGUAAUAAUAGCAGAACUUGGAAUGAAGAGGAAGACUAUGACCAGGUUCUGAAUUCCUUGAGAAAAGAAGAAACAAAAGGGAAAAGGGUUAAAUUGUAGCCCCAGGUUCUAGAUAGGGUGCUAUAUCUGGACUGAAUCUCAGGAGAAGUUAAUGAGUGAUGGUAUGAGGAAAAAAUCCUAAAAGUAAUAAUAGACAAGAAGAAAUAUCUCCCCAGGAUGUCAGAGGGCAUGAGAGAAAGUGUUUGCAGUCCUGUAAAAGAUAGAAAUUCUGUGUCUUCUAAAGAGAGUCAGAUUUCUGACAUUGAGAGUAAAUGAAAUAUGGCUGAGAGGAAAGGAUCUACUCUAAAAGGCAGUUUGUUAGCAAUAUAAUGGAGGUUCAAGAGGACUCAGUAGAAAAGGUUCCUGUGCUGAGACCCAUGGACCUGAUGGUGGAAGCCACACCCAGAAGAGUAUUUGCCAAUGCACACACGUAUCACAUCAAUUCCAUAUCGGUCAACAGUGAUUAUGAGACCUACAUGUCAGCAGAUGACCUGAGGAUAAACUUAUGGAACUUUGAAAUAACCAAUCAAAGUUUUAAUAUCGUGGACAUUAAGCCAGCCAACAUGGAGGAGCUCACGGAGGUCAUAACGGCGGCAGAAUUCCACCCACUCCACUGCAACACCUUUGUAUACAGCAGCAGUAAAGGGACAAUCCGACUGUGUGACAUGAGGGCAUCAGCCCUUUGUGACAGGCACACAAAAUUUUUUGAGGAGCCAGAAGAUCCAAGCAACAGGUCAUUUUUUUCUGAAAUCAUCUCUUCAAUUUCUGAUGUGAAGUUCAGUCAUAGCGGAAGGUACAUUAUGACCAGAGAUUAUCUGACCGUCAAAGUUUGGGACCUCAACAUGGAAAAUCGGCCCAUUGAGACUUACCAGGUUCAUGACUACCUCCGCAGCAAGUUGUGUUCUCUCUAUGAAAAUGACUGCAUUUUCGAUAAAUUUGAAUGUGUGUGGAAUGGAUCAGACAGUGUCAUCAUGACUGGAUCCUACAACAACUUCUUCAGGAUGUUUGAUCGAAAUACGAAGCGUGAUGUCACCCUGGAGGCUUCCAGGGAAAACAGCAAGCCCAGGGCCAUCUUGAAACCCCGCAAAGUAUGUGUAGGUGGCAAACGGAGAAAAGAUGAGAUCAGCGUGGACAGUCUGGACUUUAGCAAAAAGAUCUUACAUACAGCUUGGCAUCCUUCAGAAAAUAUUAUAGCAGUGGCGGCUACAAAUAACCUAUAUAUAUUCCAGGACAAGGUUAACUAGGAGGACAAGUUAUACUUAAUAAGCUUACAUACUGAAUACUAGUCAAACAAGUUUUUAAAUUUCUUUGGGUUUUCAUUUUAUUCAUUGACUUUAAUUUUCCUAUGCAGGAAACAAUUGGAUAGAAGAAAAGCAGUCCAAAGGCCCCCAAAUCCCCCAAUUUUAAGAAACUGUGUUGGCAAAUCCAACAAAUAGGUUCAGAAUACUUUUGUUUAGAAUUGAGAGCUGCCAGGUAAACCAGAACCCUUCCAUAGUUGACUUGAAUUUCUGAUUCUUUUAUUACCCAGUUCUCUCUGGUGAGUCCAGUGUUUUGUUUCUAGGUGUCUGCUGAGGUGAAAUGAGGUUGUCUGUAGUAUUUAAGGGGGGAGGGGGAAGAUAAGAUUUUUUUUUAAUUAAGCAAUUCCAUUUGAUUGAAAAAUAAACACUGUUUACUCUACUUUUGGAUAAAAAUCUGUUUGCUUCCUAGAAAACCAGAAUUGCUUUCUCCCCUUAUUUUAAAAAAAAAAUUCUUUUUUGUUGUUGCUGUUCCAAAUAUACAUAUAUAUAUAUAUAUAUAUAUGUGUAUAUAUAUAUAUACACAUACAUAUUUUUAUUUCUUAUGAGACUCUGCAGGCAGAAGUUCAGGACCAAGGUUAGAGUCUGGUUAAAAGUUGUAUGCACACUAAGGCUCCUUACAUUUCUCUGUUACAACUCCAGGAAGAUUUGGCUCUAGAUAUGCUUCUGUGCUUUGGUGAAUUGGUAGAAAAUACUUAAAAGAGAACUUCCAAAGUCUGCCAUGAUAAACUUAAAGGGGCCUGGACUCUACCCUCUUUUAUUUAAUUUUACUUUUUUCUCUGUCUGCUUCUUUUAAGUAAUUAUUUAUUUAUUUACUUAUUCAUUCCUUUGAUGAAAGCCUAAAGACAAAAGAAAGUUGCUGCUUAUAUUUUGACAUUCCAAAUGCGGGAUCACCCCUUUCCAGAGUGUCCCAAAUUGGAAACUGAAACCCAAGAAUUCUCCUUAUUCCCCCACUUCUUCCCUCAGAUAUUAGAGCCAACAGAGUAACAAAGCCCAGUUGAUGCUGGAAUAAGAUUAAUCAAUUUUAAAAGGCCAUUUUCUGAAAGUUAAUUGGAAUUUGCAACACCCCCAAAAGCUUACUCUUUUCCUUUCCAAGGUGAAAACCCAUGAGGUUGGACAACUUCUCCUAGUGUAAAAACUGUGCAUGAAAGGAACAAACUGUCUGUGAAAUCCAUUGGAAUCUCCUAAGAUUGUCUAAUCCUUCAAUGCCUCCUACUCAAUUGGGGUUUCUGACUUGUGACCCUUCCUGAGAAAUGCCACUGAUAUCCCCCUAAAGUACCUCAGGGAGUACAACUCAAUGAAUUCAAAGGAUUUCUGGCUCCUGGGAGAGUUCCCACAAACACACCAGGGCCUGGAUUUCACAGUAGCUGCAGUAUUUGCUCAGGUGCUGGCCACUCACUCAACCUUUCAUAGACCAUCUAACCUGCCACCUGAGAGAAGAAAGGUGGGUCAGGACAGACCUCAUGGGCGGCGAUUGUUAAAGGCGGGUUUUCAUUGGUAUGUGGCUUUCCAUAGAGCCAGAACAAUCACAACUUUCAGGGUUGACAUCGAAGGGAACAUUGCCAGGACUGGGGAAUAAGGGGAAAUAGCAAAAGUCCAUCUUAUUUUCCCAGUGUCUUUUUUGUUUUA